Messenger RNA from Aspergillus tubingensis, 327 nucleotides. RefSeq lists its product as uncharacterized. The record is from RefSeq and is a predicted model, not a curated record. The transcript is spliced from 4 exons. Lineage: Eukaryota; Fungi; Ascomycota; Eurotiomycetes; Eurotiales; Aspergillaceae. The coding region runs from base 1 to 327 and encodes 108 amino acids.
AUGCUUCGGCUACCACUUGAUCCUUCCAUGGUUAUUGUUCUAAGCCCUACAUCUUUUGUUCAGCCAAGCCACUUACCACCGAUUACUGCACCGUGGUGUGGUGGGAUCGAAUAUCUGAUCAGCCACAAUAUCUUCGAAGCAGAUUUACUUCGAGCACUAGUCGACCUUUGUCAUCCUCGGGGAUUUGGAAAGAAUCGCGUCGCUAUACCAGGGAUCUCGCCAUUUCUAAUACCUCCGAAUAAGAGCGAUAGUCUAUCGCCUUUUCAGCUUCUAGCGUACCCCUGUUGGGCGCCGCCCAAGCCUAGCGCUCGCCGGGCGUACUUUUAG